Molecule: messenger RNA, 2022 nt
Organism: Annulohypoxylon maeteangense
Lineage: Eukaryota; Fungi; Ascomycota; Sordariomycetes; Xylariales; Hypoxylaceae
Product: PARP-domain-containing protein
Exons: 6
Coding region: 34-2022 (662 amino acids)
Molecular function (GO): NAD+ poly-ADP-ribosyltransferase activity
Source: RefSeq, a predicted model, not a curated record
AACUUACUUCUACCAAAAGGUUGGAUUCCAGCCAUGUCGUCGGAGACGACCCUACCGGCGCCGCUCCCAUUAAGUGGCUGCGUCAUAUCUAUGAGCGGCGCUCUCCCCGGGCCUCCUGGGCAUAGAACCCAGGUCGAAAUAAAGGAGAAGUAUCUAGAUGUCCUUGGUGCAUCUUACUCCAAGAACGUCACAUCCACAACAACGCAUCUGGUCUGUGGCGAGGGAUAUUUUAGGCGAUGGUCACAUCCAAAGACCGAUCUAGCCGAGGAGUAUGAUAUUCCUAUUGUAACCUUCCACUGGUUGGAAGAUUCGCUUAAGAACAAUAAGCGUAUGGACGAAGAAACCUAUCGCUUCGGAUCGGGAUCCCACACGUCUAUCGUCGGUACUCGUCGAAAACGACAGCAACCAGAUGAUGGCAACAUCGACGACGACGACGACGACACCCGACCACAGGCCAAAAGAGGGAAAAUCGACAAGACUGAAUUAAAGGAAGGAAAAGCUAAGAUCGGUGAAGCGCAAAUCGCCCUAACCCGCGAUGUUACCGUCCCUUUGGACUUGGGAGCGCAAACUGAGCUCCCUGGUUACGAGGUCUUCAUUAAUGAUGCCGGUGUAAUCUACGAUGCAUCAUUAAGCCAAGCAUCCAGUUCUGGAAAUGUGAACAAAUUUUACAGAAUUCAGAUUCUUCGAUCCCUUGAUAAUAAGUUCUAUUGUAGAGUCCGAUGGGGUAGGGUGGGUGCGCAAGGAGCUACAAAGAUCCAUGGUGAUGGUAGCCAGCAUCUUGCCUGCAUGGAAUUCCAGUCCAAAUUUCGUGAAAAGACUGGUCUAAUUUGGGUGAAUCGUGCACAUCCACCACGACCCAAGAAGUACAUCUUUAUCGAGAGAUGCUAUGACGUGGAAAGGAAGGACGGCAGCGAAGACGGUGUCAAGAUACCGUCUCGUCUAUCAAAGCCCGUACAAGAGCUGAUGAAGUUGAUAUUCAACCAACAGUACUUCGCCGCUACAAUGUCCGAGCUCAAUUACAAUGCCAACUCGUUACCUUUGGGCAAGCUCAGCAUGUCAACAAUAACGCGAGGAUACGAAGCGUUGACCGACUUAUCCGCCCUCCUACACGAUCACUCUCUUGCCACGACAGAGUACCAAACGAGCUUUGAUUCGGCUGUGGAGGAAUUAUCUAACUUAUACUUUUCUCUCAUCCCCCACGUCUUUGGGAGGAACAAACCUCCCGUAAUCAAGGAUCCGGUGUUGCUCAAAAAGGAAAUAGAACUUCUCGAGAGCUUGUCGGAUAUGAAGGAAGCCUCAUUACUAAUGAGCGCUGAGGGAGAUAAAGAGAAACUGCACCCGACGGACCAGCAGUUUAAUAGCUUGGGGCUGGACGAAAUGACUCCUCUAGAUAGGGAUAGUCAGGAGUUCCUUGACCUGAAGGACCUGUUACUCAAGACCCAAGGCGCAACACACCAGGUCAACUAUGAGAUUUCGCAGAUCUUUAGAGUGUCGAGAAAAGGCGAAAAGGAGCGCCUCAAGGCGUCGUACGAUCCUCCCCAGUCGAGACAACUCCUUUGGCAUGGCUCGAGAUGCACCAACUUCGGUGGCAUCCUCUCGCAUGGACUGCGGAUUGCACCUCCUGAAGCGCCUAAUAAUGUGUUCGGGAAAGGUAUAUACUUGGCGGAUACCUCUAGCAAGUCGGCGAACUACUGCUUUCCUAACAGUAGUAACGGCCAUGCCCUCUUACUAUUAUGCGAAGCCGAGCUAGGCCAUACCUCGCAGGUGGCCAUGGCUCAAAUGCCGAACGCCGCAGAAGCAGCAAAGGCCGGCAGGUUCCUCUCGACAUGGGGACUGGGCCAGAAUGGCCCUGCCUCGUGGAAGGACGCUGGAUAUAUACAUCCAUCCUUAAAGGGCAUCAUAGUGCCCGAUACCCAAGGCAUGCUCCCGACGGGCAUUCCAUCCUCUCUAGUGUACAAUGAGUACGUAUGCUACGAUGUAGCCCAGGUCCGUCUUAGGUACCUUUUUCGGAUCCGGAUGUAG